Molecule: messenger RNA, 3167 nt
Organism: Brassica oleracea var. oleracea
Lineage: Eukaryota; Viridiplantae; Streptophyta; Magnoliopsida; Brassicales; Brassicaceae
Product: putative pentatricopeptide repeat-containing protein At5g06400, mitochondrial
Exons: 1
Coding region: 93-3119 (1008 amino acids)
Molecular function (GO): protein binding
Source: RefSeq, a predicted model, not a curated record
CUAACCGCUCGAUUUCGACCGUUAAUUUUCUUUCACCCCUUUCUUCCCAGUUGCUGUCAGAAUUGACUUCAGAUUGAAAAAAAAAAACAGCAAUGAAAGCUUUGUUUCGAUGCUCAAAGUCUUUCUUAACUGACCCAACACGAGGAAACUCUGUACUCGUCUCUGCUUUCUCAAAGUCAUCGAAAUCCAAAACCCGUGAGACCCAAUCGAAGAUCCAAGCAGAAGCUGUAUCAAUCAACUCACUUUUUAACGAGAUCACUGAGAUUUUAGGAUCAGAUGCUGUUAAACCAGACGAAACCAACCAGCCGAGGCUUCCCGUGUCGGGAAGUGAUGGAGCAUUGGAUUCUUGCACGCAAAGUGUUCGUGAAAAUGCCAGAAUGGGAUUCUCCGAAGAGGCUAACAAAGGUGUGGUUGUUUCUUCUGAAGAGUUCGACGUGAGUCCUCUUGUUCGUGAGAUUACGAGCGUCAUCAGAGCAGAUGACGAUAUCAUGCUUUCCAUGGAGGACAAGUUAGAGAAACUGAGUCGUAGCUUUGAACCAGAGAUAGUGGAGAAAGUACUCAAAAGGUGCUUCAAGGUUCCUCAUCUAGCUCUGAGGUUCUUUAACUGGGUGAAAGAAAAGGAUGGUUUCUCACACACAGUAGGAGUUUACAACACCUUGCUAAGCAUAGCUGGGGAGGCUAGGGAUCUCGAUACGGUAGAGGAAUUGAUCAAAGAAAUGGAGAGGAACUCGUGUGAUAAGGACAUCAAGACAUGGACCAUUCUCAUCUCCGUGUACGGUAAAGCGAAAAAGAUUGGGAAAGGCCUGCUCGUCUUUGAGAAGAUGAGGAAAGACGGCUUCGAACCCGACGCUGCGGCUUAUAACAUCAUGAUUAGGUCUCUAUGCAUCGCUGGGAGAGGCGAUCUCGCUGUUGAGUUCUACAAGGAGAUGAUUGAGAAAGGUAUCACUUUUGGUUUGAGAACGUACAAGAUGUUACUGGACUGCACAGCGAAGUCAGAGGAGGUCGAUAUAGUCCAGUCUAUUGCUGAUGACAUGGUUAAGAUAUGCGAAGUUUCGGAGCACGACGCGUUUGGUUAUCUGCUCAAGAGUUUUUGUGUUUCUGGAAAGAUUAGAGAGGCUCUGGAGCUGAUUCGGGUGUUGAAGAGCAAGGAAGUGUGUAUUGACGCUAAGUAUUUCGAGAUUUUGGUUAAAGGACUAUGCAGAGCUGGUAGGAUGGCGGAUGCUCUGGAGAUUGUUGAUAUAAUGAAGAAGAGGAACAUGGAUGAUUCGAAUAUCGACGGGAUCGUUAUCAGCGGGUAUCUUAGGCAAAACAAUGUUUCUAAAGCACUUGAGCAUCUGGAGGCUAUGAGAACUUCAAAGCGUUCGCUUAGAGUCUCUACAUACACUGAGAUUAUGCAACACCUAUUCAAGGAGAAGGAGUUUGAAAAGGGCUACGAGCUGUUUAAAGAGAUGGUAGAUGAUGGGAUUGAGCCUGAUAGCGUCGCUAUCACAGCCGUGGUUGCUGGUUACUUGGGCCAGAACCGAGUAGAAGAGGCGUGGAAGGUGUUUAGCAGCAUCAAACCGACGUGGAAAGCUUAUUCCAUCUUUGUGAAGGAGCUAUGCAAGUCAGCAAAGUAUGAUGAGAUUAUAAAGCUACUUAAUCAGAUGCACGCCUCUAAGAUAGCUGUGAGGGAUGAUAUGUUUGCUUGGGUUAUCUCUUGCAUGGAGAAACAUGACGAAAAGGAGAAGAUUGAACAUAUCAAAGAACUUCAGAAGAAAUGCAAAUUCCAUCAAGAACUAAGGCAAGAAGAGGAGCUUGAUCUUCCGCAAGUAGUGCAACAGUCAGAUCUUCCAGCAGCUUCAUCUGCUGUUGACAUAAUGGAUGUGCAAGAGAUUUGCCGCAUCUUAUCAUCCUCCUCCAGAGACUGGGAGAGAACACAAGAAUCUCUAGAGAAAUCGACUGUCAAGUUCACACCAGAGCUAGUAGUUGAGGUUCUCCGUAACGGCAAGAUACAUGGUAACGCUGUUUUACGUUUCUUCUCAUGGGUGGGGAAGAGAAACGGUUACAAACACACUUCCGAGGCGUACAACAUGAGCAUCAAAGUAGCAGGGAGUGGGAAAGAUUUCAAGCAGAUGAGAAACCUGUUCUACGAGAUGAGAAGACAAGGAUGCGUGAUAACACAAGACACAUGGGGGAUCAUGAUAAUGCAGUACGGUAGAACCGGUCUAACCGACAUUGCGAUCAGAACGUUCAAGGAGAUGAAAGAUACUAGUCUGUCUCCAAAGCCUUCGACCUUCAAGUGUUUGAUCACAGUUCUUUGCGAGAAGAAAGGCAGAAAUGUCGAAGAAGCCGUCAGAACAUUCCGGGAGAUGAUUCGUUCUGGUUUUGUUCCAGAUAAAGAACUAGUCCAAGACUACUUGGGAUGCUUAUGUGAAGUUGGUAACACAAAGGAGGCGAAACAUUGUUUGGAUUCUCUAAGCAAGAUAGGUUUCUCAGUCCCUGUGGCUUACUCCAUUUACAUAAGAGCUCUCUGUCGAAUCGGAAAGCAAGAGGAAGGUCAGUCAGAGCUAGCCAGCUUUAAAGGAGAUAGAUCAUUACUAGACCAGUUUACUUACGGAAGCAUUGUUCAUGGUCUAUUGCAAAAGGGACGGUUACAAGGAGCAAUGGACAAAGUGAACUCCAUGAAGGAAGCAGGAAUAAAACCUGGCGUCCAUGUCUACACAUCUCUGAUUGUUCACUUCUUCAAGGAGAAUCAGAUAGACAAGGUACUAGAGACGUGUAAGGAGAUGGAAGAAGAAAGGUGUGAGCCUACGGUUGUUACGUAUACGGCAAUGAUAUGCGGGUACAUGAGCGUGGGGAAAGCGAAAGAGGCUUGGAGAGUAUUCAAUGAUAUGAAGGAGAAGGGAGCUUCGCCGGAUUUUAAAACGUACAGUAAGUUCAUAAACUGUUUGUGCCAAGCGGGUGAAUCUGAAGAUGCACUGAGACUUGUGUCUGAGAUGAUUGAUAAGGGUAUUGCUCCGAGUACUGUCAAUUUCCGAACAGUUUUGUAUGGGUUGAACAGAGAAGGGAAGCAAGACCUUGCCAGGAUUGUUUUACAGAAAAAGUCUGCUUUACUAGCACAGCGAAAGGUAUCUACAUGACCUCUCUGUGACAUUCCAAUGUAGAUUCUUUUUACAUGGAAACGGAGC